GAAGCCGUUUGUGUGCGAUCAAUGUGGAAAGAGUUUCUCAGACAAAGAAACCUUUAAUACUCACGCGAGUCAUCGCUGUGGAGAGAGACGUAAGUCCAAUCGAUCUGGAAAAACCUCCGGAGCAAAGAAAUCUACUCACACUGGAGCUUUCAUGUGUUGUCAGUGUAAAAAGAGUUUCAAAGUCAAAGGCACCUUUAAGAAGCACAUACAAACUCACUUUAAAGAUGGCUGCUUUACAUGUCAGCUGUGUGGAAAGCGAUGCAAAGAAUGGGGAUUAUUUGAGCAGCACAUGAGAGUUCACACCGGAGAAAAACCUUUCAGCUGCCAACAGUGUGAGAUGAGUUUCAAUCUAAAAGCGCACCUCCAAAGCCACACAAGAGUUCACACUGGAGAGAAACCAUUCACAUGCCAACAAUGUGGAAAAAGUUUCUCUCAAAUCCAUAACCUCAAGGCCCACAUAAGAGUUCACACCAGAGAAAAACCCUUUCCCUGUCAUGAGUGUGGAAAGGGUUUUUCUCACUCUCAGAACCUUAAAGUCCACAUGAGAACUCACACAGGAGAAAAGCGGUUCACCUGCCAGGAGUGUGGGAAGAGUUUCAGUCAACUAGGGAGCGUUCGAGUCCACAUGAACAUUCACACCGGAGAAAAACCUUUCGGAUGCCAAGAGUGCGGAACCAGUUUCAGAUCACAAACUAACCUCAAUGUCCACAUGAGAGUUCACACUGAAGCAAACAAGUUCACCUGCCAAGAGUGUGGAGCGAGUUUCAGUCAAAAAGGAGGCCUUACGAUCCACAUGAAAAUUCACACCGGAGAGAAAUCCAAAAAUAAGAAAGAUAAAUAAUCUUGUUUUUCCCUUUCGACAUAAGAUUAUUUUUCUUACCCUAUUGGCAGAUUAUUUUGCGUGUUUUAAAGAAAAACUCACUUCAUUUUGCCGAAUUAUUUCUGAAAACAAGACUAUGUUUUGCUUGUCUAGAAAAUUCUUCUUGAUAUAAGAGUUUCUAGACAUUUGGACUAGAAACUGAUUUCAAAACUCACCUAAAAGCUUUGAAUUCACUUUAAACUAUUUCAUUUUUGUCCACAGAAAGCCUUAGAUAUUGCUCCUCUCCAAAUAUUCACACUUGUGGCCUUGGCUACUUGAGUGGAACUACAUUCCCCACAAUCUCCUGCACUGAUUACACACUCACCUGUUCCCCAUUAUCUGGACUAUUAAAGCCACACUCAAGCUCA
Messenger RNA from Danio aesculapii, 1227 nucleotides. RefSeq names its product gastrula zinc finger protein XlCGF49.1. The coding region runs from base 152 to 841 and encodes 229 amino acids. The transcript has a single exon. The record is from RefSeq and is a predicted model, not a curated record. NCBI's taxonomy places the organism in Eukaryota, Metazoa, Chordata, Actinopteri, Cypriniformes, Danionidae.